UCCUACAAGUUGGACCUGCCAAGCCGCCUUCGUCAGCGUGGAGUCCACCCCGUUUUCCACUCAUCGUACCUCCGCAUCCAUGUACCCAACGAUGAUCGUCUCUUUCCCGGACGAAUGGAGACUCAAGUUGCUGAGUUCAAAGAACUCGAGUCCGAAUGGGCAAUUGACAAAGUACUUAUGCACUCGGGUCGACGGGCUGACUCUACAUUUCAAAUCCUCUGGAAAUCAGGGGAUACGACCUGGCUGCCUUACGAUCGGGUGGCUGAAUUGGGCGUGCUGAAGGACUAUUUCACUUUGCUGGGCAUCGAG
This is a messenger RNA of Suillus plorans, 309 nucleotides long. RefSeq lists its product as uncharacterized. The annotation marks the transcript as partial. NCBI's taxonomy places the organism in Eukaryota, Fungi, Basidiomycota, Agaricomycetes, Boletales, Suillaceae. The record is from RefSeq and is a predicted model, not a curated record. The transcript has a single exon.